UGGAGUGCCUUGAGUGAUUUUCCAACAUCAUGAAUAGGAUGAGGGUAAUCGGUCAUACAGUAUUCAUGGAUCUGAGGUGUGCGACGGAUCCGGCCAGUGCCUGGAAGCUAUCUGUCAUCGAUUUUUUUCCUUCUUGAGAUAGGCAACAUACCGAGGGUUUGCGCUCUAUAGCCCACAAUGAAGAACAGUAAACGUAAAUGGCAAACGCAUGGUUACCAAUCGGAGGGGUUUCACUAACUGACAGUUAUCGACGCAGCUGUCGUAUAGCUCCCGUAUAGGCUAAUGCAUGUAGGAAGCUACGGCAUUUCGCUCAUGUGGGAAAUGGAUCCUAAGGGAUUUCAGUGCUAUUGAUUUGUUGUUCCCUGAGUACUGAUAGUUAGCAUGAGGAUGGGAUGAAGCCCACGACCUAUUUGGCAAUAAGGAUCGUGGUAAAUUGUGAUUCAGCGUCUCGACAUUGAAGUGCUUUGCUGACUAGACGACCGUGCUUUCUGUUUUAUGACAAGCAAGAUGCAACACACGCCGCUGAAGCGAUCGAGACAUAGGCCUACGCCGAAAUUGUUCAGUCACCGAUGGUUUGUUCCUUGAGAUAACCUCGAGCGCUGGUAGCAUACAUCGAGUAGGAUAUAUAUGACGAUAAGGACAGUGGGAAGUUAUAAUUCAUCUGUUUCUCCGAGUGCCGCAGCAACAAUGAGUGAAGAGGGAGGCGAGUGAUGCCUGAUGCUAGCAGCAUCAACAAGGAUUGUGGCCUCUUGGGGAAUGUGCUCAAAGGAGAGAAUAUGGAUCUGUCAUCGAUUUAUAUUUUGGAGAAAGGCAUGAAAUAGGAUGAACCAUUUGUUAAUAUCCUUUAUAAAAAGUACAGCAGCAAACGUAUUGUGUCAUUGAUGUGCUUCUACACAGUCACAAGAAAAUGAAGUGUAGGGGUUACCCACUUUAUCUCUGGUGAUCGAGGACACUCUCGUGUUUCGCAAUGUCUGCUAUAGCAGCAGUCAAUUAAAUCAGGAUUUUGCCGUCGGGGAAAUAAUGUGCCUGACAAGGCUAUAACUCAAGAGGAACUGCUUGUGAGCAUCAUACUCGUGGACCACAUCUGGUGGAUAUUGAUUGAGGUAGCUUGGAAUACAGUUUCAGCGGUAUACCAGAGAGAUGAGGAUCUCAUUUAUUCAGUGUACGUGUUUACCCAUGCUACAGAUUGAAUACAAUUCGUCAUUUUCCUACAGAGGUACAUCUGGAGGCUCAUGAAGACUAGUGCUUGUAACUACCUGCUUAUGACGUUUGACAUUCUAUCAUGGGACAUUUUGUAACAGUAAUUGCAAUAUUGUGCUAAUGUCAGAGAACAUCUGUCAGAAUGCGGAAAACAACAAUGUGAUCGGAAGACCAUCACAAACACGGGUUUUUGAUUGCACCAGAUCUAUGCAAUGGAGAACUCAGUUGAGAAUGCCCUCCUGCAUGAUCGGACUCUUUCAGAGGAAGACGAUGACACUGAUUUGAUUCACGUCAACAUCAGAGGAACAUGCUUCCUCACGCCAAGAGAGACUAUUCUCAAAAUCUCAGACUCUCGCCUAGCUGUUGCACUGAAUACACAGCAAGGAUACAACGACAAACUUUGUGCAUACUACUUUAACCGGGAGCCGGAUCUCUUUAGGAUCAUCCUACAAGCUCACAGCCAGGGCGAGGUGCACAUACCGUCAGAGACGUGCGCCAUCGAAGUACUCAACGAGAUGGAGUUUUGGAACAUUCCUAGGUCGAUGAUUGCACCUUGUUGUACGGGGAAGUGUACAUCAGCUAUUGUGGAGAAGACAAUUGCUCUGACCGUCAGGGAACAAAUACUUGGCAACUUCGAGAAAUCAAUCGGUUGUCUGGAGGAAAGCCAUGGUUGGAGGAGGAGAGCGACGGAACUGUGGGUUUUCCUUGAGUUCCCGGUGUCGUCAGUAAAAGCCAAGUGUUGGUCAGUGUUCAUGGCUUCAAUGGUGAUUCUCUGGACGUUAUUUACCAUGCUCAUGUGCGACGUGAACUUUAGGGAUCCUCUUUCUGCCAACUGGACCCACCCAGUAGACGUAGAUGAUCGAGUUCUCGCAUUGUUCAAGUCAGAAAAGUGGGCGAGACUGUGGCUAUCCCCCUACGCUGGCAAUCCCUACCUCAUUAUUGAUGUUUUCGUAACCCUGAUUAUACUAUUUGAUUUAACAGUACGAAUCGUGACCUGCACCGAGAAAAGGGUGUUUUAUACGUCAGCAAAAUUAGUCGAAGUUAUCGUAGUGUUUCUAAAUGUCACAUUUCAGACAAUGAGCGUCCCGCUUCUGCUGGCUAGGAUCGAGAUUACCCCAAGUUUAAGAUACAUGUUUCUGGGCUACGUCUCAGUUGGGAUGCUAAGACCAUUUCUUAUAAUUCGCCUGUCGAAUGCUUUCGUUGGUCUCAGAGUGCUGAUGAUGGUGUUGGCAAAAAGCGCUACCGAACUCGUGACCAUUAUAUCAUUCAUGGUCUGUGGUGUAUUGUUUUUCAGCGUGUUCAUCUUCCUCGCCGAGCUCGGGACUGAUGGUGUCUUCAUGUCUCCUUGGGAGGGAUGUUGGUGGUCCGUGAUAACCAUGUCAACCGUUGGUUACGGUGACAUGUACCCUCACGGGUGGCCGGGGUACGUCGUAGGUAUAUUUUGUACUUUAUCUGGCAUUAUCAUAACGGGCUUAUCCAUACCGAUCCUGAGCGGCAACUUUAACAGUUAUUACAACCAUGUGCAUAUGGCAAUGGCAGAGAUCCGGGAGUAUAUGAACAACAACAGAAUCACAUGAACAGAUCUAGUGAAGAGAUAUGGGUAUGCAUUGGCAUGUUGUUCUAAGAAAAAAAGAAAGCGUGAUGAAAAGAAAACACACUUCGUCAAGAACCCAAGCCUGGUCUGAGAAAGAGUUAUGUACUAGAGAUAAAUAUACGUAACUUCGACAUGUUCUAUCAACGUCGAUGGAACACUGUGCUUCCAUCUGAAAUCUGGGAAUUAAACCACUCUCUUAAUGAGAAUGGUGGUCGUAGGCAGUGGUACUUUCAAAUCAAACAAAAUCAUAAAGUAGGUAUCAAAGGUUUUAAGAGCAGGACAACUGCAUGUUCUCUCUUUAUAAACCUAGUAUGAAGUAGUAUAAAUAUCUUCUCUGGGAUCGAUCAACGACUGUGCCUUUCUGACCCCAGAUUAGCAACAACACACAAAACAAAUCGGACAUUACAUCAUGAACCAUCGCCGGCUUCUCAUGUGGUCAAUUUACAGUCGUACGAGAGGACAAACAGGAGGCCUUUGAUCAAGUAGGCCAUUCAUGCCACAUGAAGGAUUAAAAAUAAUAUGGUUCCGCCGUUGAUUGAUCUCGAAAAGAUUUAUGGAAGGGUUGGGAAAGUCACCUUAUUGCCCUUUUGAAAAAAACCAUACGCCAAUCCUGUAUGUUUUGUGAAGCAAGAAUGAUGGAUUCUGAUUGGCCAGUUCGUCGAGCAGGUGUGAAGAAAAUCACAUUAGUUCGUGACGCCGCCGCUAAUCUGGCGAGGAGCGAGCGGUGUAACGUUUUUGGUUGUUACCCAAUGGGGAUAUCUCAUUGUUUACACACAAUAGACAGCCAGAGAACAUGGCUUUUAACUAAUUGGAUUGUAUCGUUCUGUAAAUUGUAAAAUGCUCAAUAGUUCAUUCUUCAUUCUACUCGAUAAAGAUAUUCUGAAUGGUUAUGCAAUAUGUUACAAAUUUUAUUCGUCUUGAUGCAUUGUAUGUCGUAAUAUUUGCAUCUUUACACCCAAUUUUUAAUCAACAUAAUAUUUUUGAGUAUUCUUGGAAUCUCUCUAUGUCGUGAUUUUUGCAUAAAUUGUUUACAUUUUCACUGCACAACUUGCUAAUAAAAACAUUGUUGAUUGUACUUUUGUUACUGGGCUUUUUUUAGCUUUGGGGCCUGGUAAGAUAAGAAUAAGAUUCAACAUAGUGGAGAUUCUCCUGAUACAAACUCGUCCUAAAAAAAUGAUCUGCAAUGUUCAGGUGUGUAAUACAUGUAACAUUAUAGGGUUUUGUUUGAUGAAAAUUGGCGAUUUUACAUUUGGAGGUACAUGAAAAGUUCAAGUAUGUUUUUCUUAUUUUCGGGUAAUGUUAACUAUUACGCCGAAGGGUGAGUUUCACACAAACAAAAUUAAAAAAGUUAUUUUAUAAUUCUUUGAAAAAAACUAGCAAAACAACAUUAAUGUAUGUAAAAGCAAAUCACUUUUAUGAACUUGAUUAGAUUAAGUUCGAAUAAAAGUUAAUUCACUUGACAGUUGUCAACUACCUAAUUGAAUUGGAAUAUUACGAUAAGGAAUGUCAAGAGUAAAAGCGGCAAACGGGCUAGACAAAAUAGCGACAACAAUUCUUUACUUGGAGUAAUAACUCAGUUAUUAUCGAAUUUAAAAAGAACUAUACAUUUGAUUGAAUAGAAAAUCGAUCCCAGUAGCGGGUGAAGUGAGUGUCAUGCAGCGUUUCAGCUGUUAAAUCCCUCCCUCAAAUCCACUAGGGGUACUACUAACUAAGGAUGGGUAUUUUGAGGGAACAGCAACGUAAUAUCGACUUGGUGUCGACUAUCGACACAAUGGUGUGUGUGGUAGUGGGAUUAGGUCUUAAAAUAUGGUUCAGAAAAUCUUGAAAGGUAUUCCAACUGCUUUU
Lineus longissimus is the source of this 4639-nucleotide messenger RNA. Its product is annotated as potassium voltage-gated channel protein egl-36-like. Gene Ontology annotation, biological process: protein homooligomerization; potassium ion transmembrane transport. Lineage: Eukaryota; Metazoa; Nemertea; Pilidiophora; Heteronemertea; Lineidae. Bases 1413 to 2777 code for a protein of 454 amino acids. Gene Ontology annotation, molecular function: delayed rectifier potassium channel activity. The transcript has 3 exons. Gene Ontology annotation, cellular component: membrane; voltage-gated potassium channel complex. The record is from RefSeq and is a predicted model, not a curated record.